AUGGCUUCUUUCCAUGCUCGAUCAAACAGUUUCCCAUCUCAAUCUCACCCGAUCCUAAAUGAUGUUAAAGGUCAUUUGGAGAGGCUAAAGGCCUCACAAGCCACUUCAACAUCUUCCAUCUGUGCAAAUUUGGCUAGCCUUACAGAUCUUCACGACAGCAUUAACAAUAUGAUCCAAAUGCCUUCAGUCCAACAAGCGCUCACUUGUGAACAAGACAAAAAUUGGAUAAAUGAGUUAGUCGAGGAAUCUCUAAGGCUAGUCGACCUCUGUGGUGUUUCUAGGGAAAUUGUGCAAUUAACCAAGGAAUCUGUUCAGAACCUUCAGUCCUCCAUUAGGCGACAAGCAGAUGACGUCAGCAUUUAUGCGGCGUCAAGAAAGAAAGUCAACAAGAUGGUCAACAAGUGCAUCAAGAAUUUGAAGACCUCCAAUCAAAAUUCUACUCCAUUCCCAGCCAUAGGGAUGAUGCUAAAAGAGACAGAGUCGCUUGAUUCGGCAAUCCUUAAGUCCGUAUUGGUACUCUUGUCCGGGAAAAGGGAAAAGUCGAGCAAAAAGAGCUGGUCAACAUUGAUUUCGAAGUUCACUCAAAGUACAGGGCGUGUACAUGAUGAGGUUGAGCAAGAAAAUUGCGUUGAGAAUUUGUGUUCACUGGAUAUCCACAAGUCGCUAAAAAACAUGGACAGCAAAGACAUGUUGAAGCAGUUAAAAGCCUCAGAAAUGAGCAUCCAAGAACUUGAAGAGUGCUUAGAAGCCCUGUUUAGAAGUUUAGUCAAAACCAGAGUUUCUCUUCUUAAUGCUCUUAGCCAUUAG
Molecule: messenger RNA, 807 nt
Organism: Striga asiatica
Lineage: Eukaryota; Viridiplantae; Streptophyta; Magnoliopsida; Lamiales; Orobanchaceae
Source: the annotation of a GenBank genome assembly